Messenger RNA from Ictalurus punctatus (channel catfish), 3806 nucleotides. It is a transcript of the gene vsig10l, whose product is annotated as V-set and immunoglobulin domain containing 10 like. The record is from RefSeq and is a predicted model, not a curated record. The transcript is spliced from 7 exons. Bases 1575 to 2810 code for a protein of 411 amino acids. Lineage: Eukaryota; Metazoa; Chordata; Actinopteri; Siluriformes; Ictaluridae.
ACACACAUACACUUCUGUUAUCAUGUAUUUUUAUUAUUAUUAUAAAUCAUAAUUAAAUAAUGCUAUAAAAAAUAUGAAUCAUUAUAAAUCUUUUGAUUUUCAAAAUUAUUAUAUAUCCUUUGUAUUAUUUAACAUAGUAUUUAAUUAUUAAAUAUUAUACAUUAUUUCAUUUGUAUUAUUAAUGGUAGGCCUACUCGUUUUUGAGUUGUUGAGGUCAUACGUUUACAUACGCCUUGCGGAAUCUGCAAAAUGUCAUUUUAUUGAAUUUUUUAAAUUUAGAGGGAUCAUAAAACUUGCAUUUAGUUUUUUUUUAUUUAAUCCUGCCCUGAACAAGCUGUUUCACAUAACAGAUGUUUACAUAUAAUCCACAAGACACAAUAAUGACUGAAUUUACACAAAUGAACCGGUACAAAAGUUUACACACGCUUGAUUCUUAAUACCGUGUGUCGUUACCUGGAUGAUCAACGACAUGAUGCUUUUAUGUUUGGUGAUGGUUGUUCUUCUGCAUAUCUGACCCCUUUCCAACAGCGGCUAUAUGAUGUUGAGAUCUAUCUUUUCACACUGAGGACGACUGAGGGACUCAUACAUGACUAUUACUAAAGGUGCAAACAUUCACUGAUGCUCAAGAAGGCGACACGAUACAUUAAGAACCAGGGGGUGUAAACUUUUGAACAGGAUGAUCGGUGUAAAUUGUUGUUAUUUUGUUUAGAGACCUUUUUUUUUUCCAUUUAGCACUGCCCCUCAGAAGCUACAUGUUUCCUAGAAGUCAAAUGAUUAUAUAUGAUUAACAUUUUGCAGAUUCUGCAAGGCGUAUGUAAACUUAUGACCUCAACUGUAUUAAAACACAUUCAGUUCAAAGGACCAGAUGAAGUAGCUAAUAACUGUAAGGCUCGAACUGUAAUUAUUAAUCACUUAUAAUGGUGAGUUGUGAUUAAAAAAAAUAUUAAUACUAAAACUCUAAUCAUUUGUAUGCCCCACUUUUUGGGUCAAGGCUAUGAACUAUUUAAACAAUUGAACAUGAUCUAAACAUUAUAUUUUGGGUUGUAGGAUUAUAACAUCUUGGAAUUCUUUCUAUAUUUAGAAAAAAUAAAGGUAACUUUUCCUUCUUUUCAUUCUACUGGUAUGCAAACUUUGUCACUAAACUGUAUUAUAUGUAAGGUACGUAUACAUUCAAGUACAAAUUUAAAAAAAAAAAGGCAAAGAGAAAAAAAGGGUUUUUCUUUGGCCAUGAAUAGGUUUUGUGUUCCUAAAGUAGGUCUAGCUUCACCUGAUCUGGGAAACACACACCCGUUCAGAAAUGGCUUAACUUCUGUGAGUGUCUGAAUCAUUUCAUCCAAAUCUCAACUGAACAACAGAAUAAUACUGCCAAUAUGCGUGUUGUAUAACACAUUUUCAUUGAUUUUAAUCUUCCCUUUUGUAACCAAGAAGGAAAGUACGGAGAGUGUUAGGAGAAAGGAGUUAUAAUUCAGUAGUCCUUCAUUAAUACAACAAUGAGAGAUUCAUUUCUCUGGUGAUAAAGAACAAAAAUUGGUCGACUUGGUCCUGACUUGCUCUGAAGACUUUUAGCAUUGUGCAUGUGCGAGUCCAUGGAAGACAUGAUGUUUUAUUUUGCAAUCACAGGCACUGACUGUUUACUAUUCAUCUGGCCCAAUGGACCUACGCUGGUUAAUGCUUUUGUGGGCACCAACGUGACACUUGGCGUUUCGUAUAGCGGAGUCACCGAGCCUCUAGUGACGUGGUUGAAAGGGACAUUUAUCCUGGCCACGUGGACCAUAGGCCUCAACACUCCUCCUCCAGCCAUCGCCCCGGCGUACAGCAAUGUCUUAUCCAUCGAUCAGACCGGAUCUCUGGUCUUCAACAAGGUUCCCGCCAGCUACAGCGGCACAUACACGGUGCAGAUGGUGAAGCCCGGGGCUCAUGAAGCUUCAGUCAACUUUACACUUUCGGUGUACAACAUCAUCACAGCCGUUUCUGUGGUCGCGGUCUCGCAAGACGUUAUAGAGGGAGGACCGCCGUUCACGCUGUCUUACAGCUCUAUGCAAGGACCGGUCUUGACUUCAAUGUGGUACUUUAAAGGCUCGGCGGUGGUGAACAGUUCUCGGUACCUGAUAACUCCGAAGAGUCUGACCAUCAAUCAGCCGAACCACAACGACACGGGGAUCUACAGUGUGGUGCUCACAAAUCCAUUCAGUAACGUGACACAGAGCGAGAACAUCACGGUGCUGUAUGGACCAGAUCAGCCGGUUUUGGAGGUCAGUCCCACAAAAGCAGCCUUUGUUUCUGGAGAGACUGUCUCUCUGUCCUGCCGAGCUGAAGGUGUACCGCCUCCCUCGGCCUCGUGGGUGUUUAACGGCCAGCCGCUGCCCAGCUCCAACGGCACACUGCAACUCGCCCAUGUUCAGGCGAGCCAGAGCGGCGUUUACAAGUGUGUUCUGGUUAACAGCAGGACCAGCAUGGGUAUUACGAGGAACGUCACCAUAAACGUCUUGGGCCUUAGCGGGUCAGCCAUUGCUGGUAUAGCUGCCGGAGUUCCGUGCGCCAUCCUCCUGCUGCUGCUCUUCGCAGGCCUCGUCUACCUCUCUUUCCACUGCUAUAAAAAGAAAGCAACUCAAAAUCUCAGAUAUCCCAUCGCAGGAGCCGUGAAGAAAGCGGUUAUCAGUCAGCCUGAACUGACCAAACCUCAGCACCUGCUGACCAGCGGCUUUAAACUGCCUCCACCCUACAAUCCCCACCAUCACCAGGCGCAGAGUGAACGUUCAGGCUGGCUGCCGUUAGGAAUUCCACCUGUCCGAAUGGCCACUACGGUGUAAUACAACCUCAACUCGGUGACCAGUAAUAUUUUUCCAUGUCCUAAAGACAUUUGAUAAGAGACCUGGCAUUGUCCAGAUCUACCUCACACACUAUUCAUCAUCAACCAAAGCUUUAAUCAUUUCCUGCUUUAUUCAUUGUAAUUUAGAGAAAUUAUAGUCGAGGUCAUACGUUUACAUACGCCUUGCAGAAUCUGCAAAAUGUUUUUAAAAAAUUUAACAUCCGGUUCAAAAGUUUACCCCCCCCCCCGGCUCUUAAUGUAUCGUGUUGCCUUCUCGAGCAUCAGUGAACGUUUGGACCUUUUGUAAUAAUUGUGUACGAGUCCCUCAGUUGUCCUCAGUGUGAAAAGAUGGAUCUGAAUAUCAUAUAGCCGCUGUUGGAAAGGGGUCAAAUAUGCAGAGGAUGCCGGAAAAGCAAAGAAUGUGCAGGACCUGGAGGAUUUCUCUGAAGAACAGUGGGUAGUUUAACUGCUCAGGACAAACAAGGGACAAACAACUCGUGAACGACUCUCACAAAACAUAAACACAGUCGUUGAUCAUCCAGGUGACGAGAAGUGUGUAAACUUUUGAACGGGUUAAUUUGUGUAAAUUCAGUUAUUAUUGUGUCUUGUGGACUAUAUAAAUAUCUGCUAUGUGAAAUAGUUUAUUCAGGACAAAACAAAAUGCAAUUUUUAUGAUCUCUCUCUCUCUUUUUUUUUUUUUUUUUUUUCAAUUCUAAACAUUUUGCAGAUUCUUCAAGGUGUAUGUAAAAUCUUAACCUCAGCUGUACCUUAAAUGUAGGAACAAAUAACUGUUCAACAUUUCAACAAGCUGGCCGUUAACCCAGAACACACACUCUUAACGUUCAUUUGCGGCUCUGCAACCUCCUCCUUUUAAGCCACAGACCGUGAAUGACUCGAUAAACACAAAAAGAUGCUUAAUAUGCACUUUUACCUUGUGAAUUGAUGUAUUUUUAUUAAGUUGAUUUUUUUUUAUAAAUAAACUACAUAUAUAAAUGAA